Messenger RNA from Ruditapes philippinarum (Manila clam), 398 nucleotides. RefSeq names its product fructose-1,6-bisphosphatase 1-like. The record is from RefSeq and is a predicted model, not a curated record. Gene Ontology annotation, biological process: sucrose biosynthetic process; fructose 1,6-bisphosphate metabolic process; fructose metabolic process. Lineage: Eukaryota; Metazoa; Mollusca; Bivalvia; Venerida; Veneridae. Gene Ontology annotation, cellular component: cytosol; cytoplasm. Gene Ontology annotation, molecular function: fructose 1,6-bisphosphate 1-phosphatase activity.
ACCAAUCAAAAUGACUGCGUGGAUUGAUAGGCCAAUAGGAAACAGUGGGAAAAUUAAGGUCAAGGUCGGACAUUAACGUUAUACUUUUAGCCUUUUGGACGUGUCUUGGUAAACAAGUUGAUAACGUAAGCUUAAACUCUUUUAUUUUGCCAAAGUCGAGAUUGUGAACAAGAUGAGUUCCCAGGCACCAGCUAUCGAUACGAGUCCAAUAACGCUGACCAGGUUUCUCCUAGAAGAGCAGCGGAAAGUGGUUGGGGCGACUGGAGAUUUCACAGCGUUGAUGAAUUCAGUGCAAACCGCUGUGAAGGCCGUGUCAUCAGCAGUUAGGAAAGCUGGCAUUCAUAAAUUAUAUGGCAUUUCUGGUGUUACCAAUGUUACCGGUGAUGAGCAGAAAAAGC